Molecule: messenger RNA, 1848 nt
Organism: Westerdykella ornata
Lineage: Eukaryota; Fungi; Ascomycota; Dothideomycetes; Pleosporales; Sporormiaceae
Product: GMC oxidoreductase-like protein
Exons: 3
Coding region: 1-1848 (615 amino acids)
Molecular function (GO): flavin adenine dinucleotide binding; oxidoreductase activity, acting on CH-OH group of donors
Source: RefSeq, a predicted model, not a curated record
AUGGGCCUCUUUACCCAAGCCCUCCUUGUCCUCCUGGCGACCCCCUUCUUCUCCUGCCCCGUAUCUGCACAGGAUCAAUAUGACUACAUUGUCGUCGGCAGUGGACCCGGAGGUGGCCCAUUGGCCUCCAACCUCGCUCGAGCAAACUACUCGGUCCUCCUCAUUGAAGCCGGGGAUCAGAGCACCCAGGGCAACUCCGGGCAGUAUCCUCCCCAGAUCACUUGGGAUUUUUUCGUCAAGCACUAUGCCGAUGAGAAGAGGAAUAUGAUGAAUAACAAGCUGGUUUGGAAGACCACUCAGGGACGGUACUGGGUCGGGCCAGGCAGCUCCACUCCUCCCAGCGGGGCGAAGUUUCUGGGUGUAUACUACCCUCGAGGAAGUACGGUAGGAGGAAGUAGCAUGAUCAACGCCAUGUGCACCUGGCUGCCCGCCGAUUCAGACUGGAACUACAUUGCCAACAUCACUGGCGAUUCCUCAUGGAGCGCCGACAAAAUGCGCAAGCUCUUUGAACGCAUCGAGAAGAACAACUACGUUCCCCGCGGCACGCCUGGCCACGGCUUCGACGGCUAUUUCCAGACCAACAUGAACAAGCCAACUUCCAUCGGACAGCCCGUCCUAGGAAUCAUUCAGGCCAUUGCCGCCAACUUCAGCGUCGCCACGGACGCUUCGUCAAUUACCAAAAUGAUGAGCUCCGAUGCCAAUUUCCUCGAUCCAAAGCGCGACUUCAUGAACGGGAUCUGGGGCCUUCCUACUCACACAAAAGCGAACGGUGAACGCUACAGCUCGCGAGACUACAUCCAAGAGACCAUCAAGGCCAACUUCCCACUCACCCUCAGCAUGAACAGCCUAGCCACGCGCGUCCUCUUCUCCCCCGACAAGUCGUGCGGCGGCCAACCCCGCGCCACAGGCAUCGAAUACCUCCAAGGCAAAUCGCUCUACAAAGCCGACGCGCGGUGGACCGCCUCCAACAAAGGCGUCCUCAAGACAGCCACGGCACGCAAAGAAGUCAUCCUCUCAGGCGGCACCUUCAACACGCCUCAACUCCUCCUGCUCUCGGGCAUCGGCCCCGCCGCCCAGCUCCAGAAAUUCAACAUCCCCCUCCUCGUCGACUCGCCCGGCGUGGGCAACAACAUGCAGGACAACCAGGAGAUGCCCAUCAUCGGCCAAGUCUCGGGCCAGACGAGCGGCGGCUUCUCCCAACCCAUCAUCAUGAUGACGACCACGCACACGCCCGACGGCGAACGCGACAUGUUCGUCAUGCAAGGCUCCUUCGCCUUCCGGGGUUUCUGGCCCUCGAACCAGACCAACACGGCCCUGCCGCAGGACGGGCCGGGCACCUACGGCAUCUCCAUGGUCAAAGGCAAGCCGCAGAAUCGUGCCGGGUACGUCCGCCUCGCGAGCGCGGAUCCGACGGAUAUGCCCGAGAUCAAUUUCAUGCUGUACGAGCAGGGCCGCGAGACGGACAUGGGCGCCAUGAAGUCGACGAUUGCGUGGGCCAGGAACAUGUACGCUGCUGCGAGGGGUAUCAAGGUUGCGGCGAAGGAGCCGCCGUGUCCGCAGGGCCCGGAUGCGAAUGGUGGGUGUGGCGCGGCGGACGAGGAGUGGAUUAUUGGGCAGACGUUUGGGCACCAUCCUACGAGUACGGCGGCCAUUGGGGCCGAGGGGGAUAAGAACGCCGUGUUGGAUGCGAGGUUCAGGGUUAGAGGGGUGAAGGGAUUGAGGGUCGUGGAUGCGAGUGUAUAUCCGAGGAUUCCGGGUGUGUUUCCCGUAGUGAGUACGUUUAUGGUGAGUGAGAAGGCGAGUGAUACGAUCAAGGAGGAUGCGGCGAGGGAUGUGUGUGCUGCUUAA